Molecule: messenger RNA, 1752 nt
Organism: Vicia villosa (hairy vetch)
Lineage: Eukaryota; Viridiplantae; Streptophyta; Magnoliopsida; Fabales; Fabaceae
Product: F-box/LRR-repeat protein 4-like
Exons: 2
Coding region: 211-1461 (416 amino acids)
Biological process (GO): SCF-dependent proteasomal ubiquitin-dependent protein catabolic process
Cellular component (GO): SCF ubiquitin ligase complex
Molecular function (GO): protein binding
Source: RefSeq, a predicted model, not a curated record
AAGAAGAAAGAGCAAUAUUAACUUCAACUCUAAAUAAAUUUCCAACUCGCGUACUUUACACUUCACCGUAGACAAUCAUUCACUUUCUCCAACACUGAAUCAUUCAUUCAGUGCUUAUUACAUCUCUGAACUAAAACUGCGUCGUUUUGCCAGUAGUCCCCAUCGCCAAAAUCACCCUCAAAUCGCAGGGCUAGGGUUUACUCUGCAUCAAUGUCCUCCAAAUCAACAACGGAAGAUCGCGUAUCAGCGUUAUGUAUAAACGAAGCGUUGACGGACGACGAGCUCCGUUCGAUUCUGGCGAGAUUUGACAACGACAAAGACAAGGAAACGUUCGGUUUGGUAUGUAAGCGAUGGCUUCGGUUGCAGAGCACCGAGAGGAAGAAACUCUCCGCACGCGCUGGUCCGCAUUUGUUACGAAAAAUGGCGGAUAGGUUCACGCGCUUGGUUGAAUUGGACCUUGCUCAGUCUGCUUCUCGUUCGUUUUAUCCCGGGGUUACUGAUUCGGAUCUUGCUGUUAUUGCCAAUGGUUUUAGAUGCUUGAGGAUCCUCAAUUUGCAUAACUGUAAAGGAAUUACGGAUGUUGGGAUGAAAGCUAUUGGUGACGGUCUUUCCUUAUUACAAUCAUUGGAUGUAUCCUACUGCAGAAAGCUGACUGAUAAAGGAUUGUCCGCCAUUGCCAAAGGCUGUUGUGACUUGCGAAUAUUGCAUCUUACUGGGUGCCGAUUUGUUACGGAUACUAUACUAGAAGCACUGUCCGAAAACUGUCAUAAUUUAGAAGAGUUGGGAUUGCAAGGAUGCACAAGUAUCACUGACAAUGGACUGAUAAACCUUGCAAGUGGUUGCCGGAAGAUCAAAUUUUUAGACAUUAAUAGAUGCAGUAAUGCCAGUGAUGUUGGGGUUACUAGUAUUUGUAGGGCUAGUUCUUUUUCUCUUAAGACUUUGAAAUUGUUAGAUUGCUACAAAAUCGGGGAUGAAACUAUAUUAUCAUUGGCCAAAUUCUGUGAGAAUCUGGAGACGUUGAUCAUUGGUGGUUGCCGGGAUGUCUCCAACGACGCAAUAAAGUUUCUGGCUACUGCUUGUAGAAACAACCUUAGAAACUUGAGGAUGGAUUGGUGUCUCAACAUUUCUGACUCUUCAUUGAGCUGUAUUCUAAGUCAAUGCAGAAACCUUGAGGCACUGGACAUUGGUUGCUGUGAAGAGGUGACAGAUACUGCUUUUCAUCAUAUAAGCAGCGAGGAGCCUGGUUUGAGUUUGAAGAUUUUGAAAGCUAGUAAUUGUCCGAAGAUCACAGUGGUUGGUAUAGGCAUUCUUGCGAGUAAGUGCAGUUACCUGGAAUACUUGGAUGUGAGAUCAUGCCCACAUAUUACAAAGGCUGGCCUUGAUGAGGCUGGUUUCCGUUUUCCUGAUAACUGUAAGAUUAAUUUUAAUGGUAGCAUCAGUGAGCCUGCUGUUCUUCUUUGAUACUUAAUUAUUUUUGGAGAUUGAUUCGAUGAAAAGAUCCUCCUUUGUAAACUAUCUUGUUAAGGCGUGCCUUUAGAAAUUUGAGGAUAAUUUGGUAAUGUUAGUUGUCAUAUGCAGCAUAGCGUGUAUAUCACUGCACUGAUUGACUGGUAUUGGAAGUAUUGUAACAUAGUUUGUUAAUCUCAUCCGUUGUAAAUUUUGUAAGAACAAUAUUGUGAUCUUCUUUUGUACAACUGUCGCCACAAAUUGUAUUUGCUACUUGAUUAAUAAUAAUAUCAUUCCUUUGUGUGA